AUGCAGCUGGAAACAGCUCUUCGGAUGCGCGAAGAGCACGACGACGACGGCAAAGACCGUCACUCGACUGUGCGUCGAAGCACCAGCCGAUGGAGCAGCGCUUCGCUGUAUGGCGCUAGCAACUACGAGCGCUGGGUGAAGGUGGUCGCGCUGGGGUCGCUGACCGUCUGGAUGGCCUUUGCUUUCUUCUUUUGGCGCACUAAUGGCACUGGUGCUGCUCAACACGUCACCGGUACGUCGCAGCUCUCACUUGGGGACAACACGUUCCCUGAAGAGACAAACUUUAUUGCGUUUGGCGACUUUGGCACGGGCAAUGACAGCCAACGCAAAGUGGCUGGGGCACUCGAGAAGUUCGCGGCGACGAUGGACCCGCCCCCAGCGUUUGUGUUGUCGACAGGCGACCAGAUCUAUGAUCAAGGGAUCCAGUCCAGUGCGGAUCCACUGCUUUCGACCAACUUUGAGCAGAUGUACACACACCCCGUGUUGCAAGUGCCGUGGUAUGUCACAAUUGGGAACCAUGACUGCGAGGGAUCGAUCGAUGCAAUGCUUCAGUAUGCAAAAAAGAAUGACUCGUUGUGGUACAUGCCACGUCGCUAUUACUCCGUUGACCGUCGCGUGGCACCCAAGACAAUCCUGAGACUCGUUGUCAUCGAUGCUUGUGACUUGGUCUGCGGCCGCGAGCCUCGCGACAUUCGAUGCACCGAACGAAUGAUCGAGCAGACUUCUGUAGCGACGAGACAGUUGCAGUACGAGUGGCUUGAGCAAACGCUGAGUGCCGGCAAGCCAGUCGGUGUGGACCAAAUGUGGACGAUCGUUAUGGGCCAUUGGGGCGUGUACAGCUUCGCAGGUAACGCCGACACGCCCGAGUUGAUCAAGACGCUUGAUCCGAUGCUGAAGAAGUACAACGUGCACGCGUACUUCAACGGCCACGACCACUCCAUGCAGCACAUACGCAAGGUGGACAGUACCAGCUCGUCCGUCCGCAACUACUUCGUCUCUGGUGCUGGUGGCUACGAGAUCCAUGACCUCCAACCCGACGCUCGUGCAAACCCCGACCUGGUGCACGCAGCAAUGACAUAUGGCUUCAUGUCCGUCCACGUAACCAGCACGACGUUGCGUGUUCAAUUCGUCGACAACACGAGCGAAAUCCUCUACACCACCGACAUACGAAACAAGUAG
Messenger RNA from Hyaloperonospora brassicae, 1179 nucleotides. The record is from the annotation of a GenBank genome assembly. NCBI's taxonomy places the organism in Eukaryota, Oomycota, Peronosporomycetes, Peronosporales, Peronosporaceae.